Messenger RNA from Microthlaspi erraticum, 594 nucleotides. The record is from the annotation of a GenBank genome assembly. NCBI's taxonomy places the organism in Eukaryota, Viridiplantae, Streptophyta, Magnoliopsida, Brassicales, Brassicaceae.
AUGGCGAACACAAUUCUUCGCGGGCAGAUGAUUUUCCAGGACGAGAAUGCAUUGGCACAUCAAAAGAGUAAUGCUUCUUUACACUCCUUUGAGGCUGUUGCUGCUGCGGGAAAAGGCAAGAGCUCCCUCGCAGCUCCAAAGAAAAACGGAGCGGGUUUUGGAAGCCGAAGGGCUUUGCAUGAUAUUACAAACAAGUCAAAGUUGCAACCUCAAGCUUCUUCCAAGACGAACAAGAAGAAUCCCGAGGGAUUAGACUUUGACAUAGCAAAGGAAGGUUUCUUGCAUGAUCACCGCAAAUGCAUUGAGCAACAACAGCAAUACCAGUGGGACAGUUACUUCUCUCAACACAUCAUCCUUGAUACCAACAACACCAAGGAACGGAUUCAUGAAGACGAUAUUAAAGAUGUGGGUGACAAAAGCAGCAACACUUGGGAUGAUGAGCUUAAGGAGAUUUCAAUGGAGGAGUUUUCAGAUUUACUGGAAUGCUCAACUCCACCUCACUCGCCCAUCCAUUCUUCUUUACCUUCAUCGCCUUUGCCAUGGCUUUUUGAAGCUGUAGAAUUCAAGCUCAAGGAAGAUGAAGACACCACCUGA